AUGAAUGCAAUGGAAACAUCUUACUCAUGGAAUCAUGCCAUUCAUAAUGGAUCUCGCCAGAUGGUUGAUGAACUUACCAACACCCUGGACUGUUAUGGGUUGCUGUUCUACAUACAGUUUGGGGUUAUGGUAUUUUUGAGUAUUCCAGUUGUGUUCGGAAAUAUUCUGGUGAUACUUGCAGUUUACCAAAAUCACAAUUUACGAACGAUUCCAAACUGUUUUAUUGUAAGUUUAGCAAUUGCUGAUACACUGGUUGGAGUGAGUGGAACCCCCAUGAAAGCACUGCUAUAUGGUCUGGGUGGAGUGACUGAGAAAUGGACUUGUGUUGUCAUAUGUAUUUUUGCUUUCAAUCCAAUAGGGGCUUCCCUGAUUCAUCUAAUGGCCAUUGGAAUUGACAGAUACAUCGCAAUUCUACAUCCUCUCCAUUAUCAUCAAUGGAUCACCAUGUCCAGAGUGAAAGUUGUCAUUGCAAUUCUGUUGACUUAUUGUUUGGUUGCCUUUGUUCCAACCUUGAUCUUGAAUGAUAGUACUCAUAAUAAUUGUUAUGAACUAAUACGACCACUUAUGCGUGAACCAGGAAUGUAUGUAUUUGUAUUAGGUUUCGCUAUUCCAUUCAUCACAAUGGUUAUCAUGUACCUCAGAAUAUUUUCAACUGCAAGACAUCAUCUUAGGAGAAUAUAUCCAAAUUUAGAAGAAACGCAGCAGCAACAUUACAUGAAGCGUGAAUUAAAAGCAGCUAUAACACCAUGCCUAGUGCUCGGUGUUUUAUUUAUCUGUUGGAUUCCACAGUUUAUUGAUGCAGCCAUGAACCGAUAUGAACUGUGCUCAGCCGCAGAACGGUUUAUUGCAGACGUUUUCAUUCUGAUUAAUUCAGGAGCUAAUCCGCUUAUUUAUGCACUACUUAAUAAAGAGUUUCGUCAAAAUUUCAGGAAAAGCAUUUUUAAAAUGAAAGGAAAGUUAUGUAAAUGA
Saccoglossus kowalevskii is the source of this 969-nucleotide messenger RNA. RefSeq names its product adenosine receptor A2a-like. Gene Ontology annotation, biological process: G protein-coupled receptor signaling pathway. NCBI's taxonomy places the organism in Eukaryota, Metazoa, Hemichordata, Enteropneusta, Harrimaniidae. The record is from RefSeq and is a predicted model, not a curated record. Gene Ontology annotation, cellular component: membrane. Gene Ontology annotation, molecular function: G protein-coupled receptor activity.